This is a messenger RNA of Helianthus annuus (common sunflower), 1970 nucleotides long. Its product is annotated as protein WVD2-like 7. The transcript has 8 exons. Lineage: Eukaryota; Viridiplantae; Streptophyta; Magnoliopsida; Asterales; Asteraceae. The record is from RefSeq and is a predicted model, not a curated record. Bases 284 to 1744 code for a protein of 486 amino acids.
AAGAAAGGUUGAAACAAAAAGAGCAGGUGAUGAUGGCUACCUUUUUAUUCACUCACACUCACUGACUCCCUCCCUCUCUUUAUUUCUUCCAAAUCUACCGCUUGUAUACUCUUCCAAGCAAAGAACCCAAUCAGAUCACAAAUACUUGUCUUCAAUCAUCAUCUUCUUCCUUUCACCCUAAUUCACCUCUCAUCUUCCUUAACACACACACUCUCUCUCUCUAUCUCUCUCUAUCUCUAUAUCUCUCCUUGUUGUUUACUGAUGCUUUGAACUUGUUGCUCUAAUGGCUGGUCAAAUUGAAGAACCGUUACGGUUUAAUUUUCAGGCAGAUCUCUUGCACUCUGGAUCAAUCUCGUUUGGACGAUUUGAAUCCGAAUCAUUAUCAUGGGAAAGAAGAUCAUCGUUUUCACAUAACCGGUAUCUUGAAGAGGUUGAGAAAUACUCAAAACCAGGUACAGUUACCGAGAAAAAGGCAUAUUUUGAAGCUCAUUUUAAACGAAAAGCCCUUCUGAAACAAAACUCCUCUGAAAAUCAAGACGGAAGAGAAGUUGCUACCAGUGAAAAUGAUGAUAUGCAUGAUUUACAAGAAUCAGAAAACGGCAACGAGAGCAAGCAUUUCACUUGUUUUGAUGAGAGCCCUCAUAGUUCUGGUCAUUUCAGUUACGACAAAGAAACCGAAAUUCAGAUACGCGUAAAUCAAAGCGUUGAAACGUUAUGUGCUGAGAACACCAAUCUCAGCAGUGUUGACCAUCCAAUGACUGGUCAAGAUCACGUUAAGCUAGAAGAAACACAUGCGAUUGGGACUGCAAAUGUCGAUUUGGUCAAAAGAGAAGAAACUACGGAAGUGACCCUUAAUGAUUCGGUUGUAAUGGUCGAUGUGGCAUCAGAAAAGCCGAAACUGAAAGCCCGUGUCAAAUUAGCUCAGGUUUCAAGAACUGUUUCCAGUGACGCAUCCAGAGUGUCUGCUAAAACCAAAAUAAGGGAAAUCAAAGCUUUACCAAUGAAGGAAAAAGUAAAGAAGUCACCUAGACCUGCUAGUUCCAUAGCGCAUUCAGGGAGAAGAACUUUAAAACCAGAGGAAUCAAGUACAAGUUUUCCGAAGGCGAAAUUACCUCCACCAAAUAGAAGUAUUGUGAAAGAAUAUAGACCAGAAAAGUCUCUUCCAGGAGCACGAGAAACCGUCAACAGGACUAAACAGAAUAAUCCUACUCCGAGUAAGUCACAAGCCAAUCAUAUUGCAGGGGGCUUCACUUUUAAGAGUGAUCAACGAGCAGAACGGAGGAAAGAGGAAAAGAAGGCUGCUGCAGAGAUCAGUAAAAGUCUCAACUUCAAAGCAACACCAAUGCCUUCAUUUUACAAAGAAUCUGCUCGAUCGUUAGAUCAAAACAAGGCUGUAUCAUCUAAUAACAAAACACCAAACAGACCGCGAACCGCUUCUAUGGCUCCAAGCACCAAAAGAGUUCCAUCAAAUUCCGCCAGCUCAUAUAUGGCUCCAGGCACCAAAAGAGUUCCAUCAAAUUCCGCCAGCUCAUCAAUCCCGAGACCCGGUUCUUCAACUUCUGUAACUAGCAAAUACCGUCGGCCAGAACCUUUCAGAACAAUACAAGAGAAGAAAAAGGACUUGAAUUUACCGAAACAAAAAGGGCAUGAAGCAAUUGUAGGCGCACGCGUUAGAGAGACGAAACGAGUUCACACGGGUGCGGGGAUCAAACCCGGCUACCUAGCGGUCCGUGUUGCCACCUGAUCGUGUUGUUUUAAUGAUGGUUUGCGAGGAAUAAAGACGGGGUAUGUAUGUACCAAGUAAGCUGUUGUACCUACGUUGUAGAUCGCGUUAGGAAAUUACUAAAAUACCCUUAAUAAGGGAAAACGUUAAAAGUAGGUAAAAUGAAUGCUUUCUAGUAUUACUUGAUGUAUAAAAGGGUUAUAAACGUAUAAAGGUUUCACGAACGAAAAUAUUAGAUUGCUAUGUA